Molecule: messenger RNA, 2835 nt
Organism: Mesocricetus auratus (golden hamster)
Lineage: Eukaryota; Metazoa; Chordata; Mammalia; Rodentia; Cricetidae
Gene: Golt1b
Product: golgi transport 1B
Exons: 6
Coding region: 129-515 (128 amino acids)
Biological process (GO): endoplasmic reticulum to Golgi vesicle-mediated transport; retrograde transport, endosome to Golgi
Cellular component (GO): endoplasmic reticulum; membrane
Source: RefSeq, a predicted model, not a curated record
GCGGCCGCGGCUGCGUGUUUCCGGAAGACGUGGCGGCUCGGGCCGGGCGGCGUCCCCGCGGCUCUGCUCCGGACUCGGCUUCGCAGCGUGGGCCCCGAGGCGCCGCGGUCGCUGCCGCCGCCGCCACCAUGAUCUCCCUCACGGACACGCAGAAAAUCGGCAUGGGCUUAACAGGGUUUGGAGUGUUUUUCCUGUUCUUUGGAAUGAUCCUCUUUUUUGACAAAGCAUUGCUGGCUAUUGGAAAUGUUCUGUUUGUGGCUGGAUUGGCUUUUGUAAUUGGUCUAGAAAGAACAUUCAGAUUCUUCUUCCAGAAGCACAAAGUGAAAGCCACUGGAUUCUUUCUGGGUGGUGUGUUCGUGGUCCUCGUUGGUUGGCCUUUGAUAGGCAUGAUCUUCGAAAUUUAUGGAUUCUUUCUCUUGUUCAGGGGUUUCUUUCCUGUGGUCGUUGGCUUUAUCAGAAGAGUGCCUGUCCUUGGAUCCCUCCUAAAUCUACCUGGAAUCAGAUCAACCACAUAGGCCCAGAAGAGAUCCACAGGAAUGUUUGUAGAUAAAGUUGGAGAGAGCAACAAUAUGGUAUAACAGCAAGGGAACUGGAGACUUUAAAUGUUAUAUUAUUUAUGAACCCUUUGGAGACUAUUCAGCACAAAGUUUAAUUUCACAAACUAACUUGUAAAGUCCUUCAGAAGUUCAAAACACGCACCCUCCAAAGUACCAACACUUACAGAAGAAGCACUGACAGCAGGCUUGUGACCAGGUCAUCUGAGUGCUGCGGCUGGAGAGGAUGAAGCCUUGUUACGAUGCUUAGUGACUUGAGAAGGCUGUUUCUUAGGCUUGCUGCAACCUGUGAAACAGCCAGUGGUUCCUAGAGAACCAUGGUGUCUGUUACCUUUUUUUUUCUCUUUCUUUUUUAGAAGAUUCAGGAACACCAGUAGGCAUUUGAUUUUUUUUUUUUUAUGAUAGCCCAGAUAUUUCUAGGUGUCCUGGGUCUCUAAUAAUGAUGCCUGAAUUGGAUUGGAUUAUGUCGUCUCCAUGUAUCAGCCCAAGGAAAGCCCAGUUUCAUGUGUGAAUCACUUUUUUUGUAAACAUGAAAAUAAAACUUUUGUGGUCCUUUUGAAUCUUAAUAUUUUGGAGCCAGAUAAAAAUCUGAACUAGAUAUUCUUUUUCAGAAUAUGCAGAGGUCAUUUUGAGCUGUUACUUCUCAAUCAUAGCUGACCAAGUGCUUUCUUGACUCUACAACACUCUGGAUGCACAAAUCUCAUGGCCUGGGUGUAUUACAGAUGCCAAGCAGAGAGCAUUCUGACCAUGGAGUAGUCUGCUACAGAAGUUGUUGGAAUCAGUUGUUGAGAUAUUAAAUGAUGCACAUCAGAUGGUUUUUCCCAUGUCAUGAUGUAGUUUUUCUUCUUGUGUUCAUAAGAAAUUUGGCCACACGCCACAGUCUCCUACCUUGGUUUCACAACUUGUGGUGCUGUUGAAGGUGUGUAGCAUGUUAAAGGCAUGAUUCUAUGACUGUGAGAAGGGCUGUUAUUUCAUCUUAAUUUUCCUAUCUUCAGCUUUAUUGUAACAUCCAAAAAGCAGCAAGCACCACAUCUGCUUCCCCCACUGUUCUCCAUCUUGAGUUAGGAGAAAAGAUGCCCCAUUGACAUGUAAAAACUAUUAGGUUAUAGCUAAACAUGUGGGGUUCCUCAGAAGCAUGAUGCUGGUGGAAUCUUGUCAUUCCCUUCUGUUGCUAGUCUGCCAACAGGAACAAUGGUUUCCUUCCUUAUCUGGUCAUGGGAGCACUUCCUCAGAUGUAAUAUACUAUUUACCUUACCACUAAUAAUUAAGCUAUUUAUUUUUAGCAGUUUCAAAGCUUUUUAAUGCAGAAAAUCAUAAUUGUAUUUAUUUACAAACCAUUUCUACAAGACAUUACAAUGUUUGUUUUUAGUUACAUUUCUUGGUGCCAGGAAAAUCCCCAGCCUUGCCAGUCUGCAGAAGGAAGGACUGGUUUGUAGUGGGAUGGCUCAUUCUUGUGGAUUACUGUCAUGUUUGGUACUUGCAUCUGACUUUAUGGUGUAACCUGUGAAAACUCGAUAAAUAGAGAAUCCUACCUCAAUCGCUCAUGGGAUAAUAAAAGACCUGGCGUUGUGUCUGAUGCUCCUCAAAAAGUCACACCUUCCCUGGAGUGUCCAUGCCAUGCUCUGAGAACUGACUUGUUUGAGAUGCCCUCUAGACUUCUCAUAGGCUUUGGUCCAUAUGAUUUGACAGUGACUAGGUGUCACUCUGUUAGAGCAGGAGUUUGCCAUUUAAAUCCUCUCUCGACAUGACCCCAUCAAAGUGUCUUUUGCACUACAGCAAGCAUCCCCUUUCAGCAGUCUGAUUUCAGAACACUGAGCUGUGAGAAGAUGCAAGAAGCUCAUGGUCCUUUGUCAGGCAGACGACUGGGCUGGCUUUCGGUUCCAGGUGAGUCUGCAAUGGACCUGCGACUGCUUGACUGCUCAUCUCUGCGCUUCCUAGUCAGAACCGUGAGGAGGCUCUGUCUUUAAACAAACCAGCCUUUUGACUUCCGGAAGCCCUGUUCUUGAGGGCUCCCUCACCCCACCCACUUCUAAAAUCAGCCUUCUGUCUUUGUAACAAAAACCAAAACCCCAGAUGGAGGAAAAGUUCCAGUACUCAGCCUUAAGUGUUUCUGUCAUGUUCAAAUGUAUCUUCUGUAACAGAAACAUGCCUGCAAUGUUGUCCCUUACAGUUCUCUGGAAUUCAGCUGCUUUACAAGUCUCAUGGUCAAAUUCUAUACUCUAACAAUGGCAUAUUGUAAAUACACUUGUCUUACCUCAAUAAAAGGGUACUUUUCUAUUCA